GCAUUACUCGACAAAAGCAGAGGGUGGAUUUGCAAAAACCCCACGACCUGACUUCGCCGCCUCCCUCCCUCGCCAUCUCGACGCCUCGCCUCGAACCUUCCAGAAGCUUCCCUCGGCCCUUCCCCCCAUGGCGCCGCGGGGCCACCACCUGGCGGAGGUGGCCCUCCUCGCGUCGGCGUCCGAGGACCUCGCCGCGGUGGGGGCCGGCGAGAGGGAGGGCUGGCUGGACGACCCCGCCGUGCUCCCUUCCCUCGCCCCCCGCGCGCGCGCCCUCGCCGUCGCCAGCGCCGCGCGGUCGGUGCUCGCGGUUGUCCCGGUCUCCGGGGGAGGCCGGGUCACGGUGAAGCCCGCGCUGGGCCCCGACGAUGGCCGGAUCUCCGCCGUGGAGUGGGUUCCGCUCGCCGGGGAGGACGCCGAGGUUGCGGAGGAGGGAGUGGCCGUGGCCGUCGGCACGGACGCCGGGUGGCUCUUGUUCUACUCUCUCGCCGGUGAUCUGCUGCACAAGCAGAGUAUUUACCCUGCAAAGAUACUAAAACUUAACUUCCGCGAGAGGAAGGAAAAUGCUUGGGAAGAUUCAGGCUCGGAUGAACUUUCUGUGGUUUUCCCUGGUGUUAUUGCACGUUUUGAUGGUGCUGACCUUCAGAACAUGCUUCAAAAAUCAUUUAAUGAAGUUAAACCACACGUGUGGAAAGAUAAUUCUGAACAGGAAGAUGCUGACGAUGAUAGUUCUUUCGGAAGAAUACCUUUUCAAAUUUGGAAUGUAAGCAAAUUUAGUUCUAGUGCAGAUGCUGCAAUUGUUGGAUUGAUGCCACCUCCCUUGUUGGAACUGCAGUCGAGUCAGCGCCAUUAUUGUGCCAUUACAGUUGGAGAGGAUGCUGUAGUUUCUGCAUAUAGGCUAUCAGAAGACAGAAGCAGGUCAAUUGUUGGUGCAAUUUUGUCAAGAGGUGUUGCUGCAACAUUUUCAACAAUAUCUUCUUUAUCUAAAAUUUUAUGGCGGAGCGAACCAUCACCGACUAAGAAAUCACGUCCUAAGCCUCAGUCUUUUGCAAAAACAUCACCCCUAACUUGCUUGAAAGAUUCACCAAGGAAGGGUGAACGGCUUACACUAUCCCCAAGUGGUACAUUGGCUGCCAUAACUGAUUCUCUUGGCCGCAUCCUACUACUGGACACUCAUGCCCUUGUGGCUGUACGGCUAUGGAAGGGUUACCGUGAUGCUUCUUGUCUUUUCGUGGAGAUGCUUCUGAACAAAGACAAAGCAUCAAGUUCACUGCACACUGAAUAUACAAAGGGUGACUAUUGUCUGUGUCUAGCAAUUCAUGCCCCACGGAAAGGCAUAAUUGAGAUUUGGCAAAUGCGGACCGGGGCACGUCUUCUAACGAUCCCAUGCCCCAAGGGGAGCAGAAUCUUACAGCCAUCGACGAGGUUCACGUCAUCGCCAUUCUCAUCAUCUUACUCACCAUUGGAGGUUUACCUGUUCAAUGGUGAUUCUGGGCAGUUGUCUGUAUUGAAUAGGCACAUUGGUUAAUAAUAACUCUUCUUUUGCGCUCUUGUUUCCUUUUUCCUUUCCCGCCUAGGGUUGUACAGUACAACUAUUUUAAUUCUUGAAUGGCCAGGUGUUUAUGAUUUUGGCAUUCAAGGAAAUAAUAAUAAGGUUAGUUCUUUCUGAUUUUGCCCA
Molecule: messenger RNA, 1675 nt
Organism: Oryza brachyantha (malo sina)
Lineage: Eukaryota; Viridiplantae; Streptophyta; Magnoliopsida; Poales; Poaceae
Product: rab3 GTPase-activating protein non-catalytic subunit
Exons: 8
Coding region: 128-1525 (465 amino acids)
Biological process (GO): regulation of GTPase activity
Source: RefSeq, a predicted model, not a curated record